CAAAAACUAGAGUUCUCAAAUGAGCAAACCAUUAACAUUUUCUGAGAAAAGUAUCUUAUCAAUGGCCGAGAUCUCUGGUAUUACUGUUCGGACACAAACCACCAUCUUAAACAUCGAAGAUGGUAGAUCCAGUGGUGAUUCCCGGUUACCAGAUUCCCCCUGUUCUCUUAUAUGCAUAUCCUUCGUUCAAAAGUUGAUAGGCGAGUUCGUGGGGACAUUCUCUCUUGUAUUUGCGGGAUGCUCGGCAACCGUGGUAAAUGAUACGUACGGUGAACUGGUGACACUUCCCGGCAUAGCUUUGGCAUGGGGUCUAACCGUAAUGGUUAUGACCUACUCAAUUGGUCAUGUCUCCGGUGCUCAUUUCAAUCCUGCUGUUUCCAUUGCGCUUGCUUCUUCUAGAAAGUUUCCUUUUAAACAGGUACCGGGGUAUAUUGCCGCUCAACUUCUCGGAUCAACCUUAGCGGCCGAAGCUCUCAGGCUCAUGUUCCAUCUGAAUAACAACGUUUGUAGCCUCAAAGGCGAUGUUUAUGUGGGAACACGCCCUUCAGGUUCCAACACAGCGACAUUCAUAGUGGAACUCAUCGCUACUUUCAACUUGUUGUUUGUUAUUUCGGCUGUAGCUACUGAUAAACGAGCAAACAGAUCAUUCGCAGGCGUUGCUAUUGGUGCAACCGUAGUACUCAACAUCUUGUUCAGCGGACCAAUCUCGGGAGCAUCAAUGAAUCCAGCAAGAAGCUUGGCUCCUGCUUAUAUAUGGGGAUGUUAUAAGAACUUAUGGUUAUAUAUAGUUUCACCGGUUAUUGGAGCAUUGAUAGGUGCAUGGACUUAUAAUAUGUUACGGUCUACAAAUAAAUCAUAUGGUGAGAUAAUACGUCCAAAUUGCAACAAAGUUUCUUCGAACGAUCACCAAGAAGCAUCUCAAGACGACUCUUGUGUUCUUCGAGUUGUUGACCCAAAUAACCGGAAAAUUUUUAUACUUUCAUCGCCCACAGACAUCAACGAAACAUGUAAUGUCACUUGCAAGUUGGCAUAAAAGACAUAUGUGUUGGUACAGAAUACCACCACUGUUUUAAAAAGAUGUAUGUUCUAAUUAAUUUUUUACACAUUUAAAAAAAAAUCAUAAGUAGUCUUGGUUAUCAAUGAAUUAUUUUUUUGUAGCUAAUUGUUCUCCAUAACUUUUAACCAAUAUAAUU
Brassica napus (rape) is the source of this 1193-nucleotide messenger RNA. RefSeq names its product aquaporin NIP3-1-like. Gene Ontology annotation, biological process: transmembrane transport. Gene Ontology annotation, cellular component: membrane. NCBI's taxonomy places the organism in Eukaryota, Viridiplantae, Streptophyta, Magnoliopsida, Brassicales, Brassicaceae. The record is from RefSeq and is a predicted model, not a curated record. Gene Ontology annotation, molecular function: channel activity. Bases 20 to 1033 code for a protein of 337 amino acids. The transcript is spliced from 4 exons.